CUUGGAGCAUAGAGUAUCCAGUGGCCCAGUCGCACACCGCGCCGCGAUUCGAAGACGAAGCAAUCGAAAGCUGCCCGAUCUUCUUGGACAACCACUUCGUAUUUUGCUUUAGCUCACCUCCUACCCUCCUUUGCGCCUCCGAAACCCUCCUCCUCCCUUCACUCCGGCAACAUGUCGGUCCUCCCAGCCGACGUGCAUAAUGAGCUCACGCAGCUGCUCGAUGCUCUGCAAUCAGCCGACAAUAGCGUUAGAUCUCAAGCUGAAGAGCAUCUGGCGAACAACUGGACAACUACAAAGCCUGAGAUGCUUCUGAUGGGCUUGGUUGAACAAAUUCAAGGCUCGAACGACCCUACAACACGCUCCUUUGCUGCUGUAAUAUUUCGACGGAUCGCCUCAAAAUCUCGCAAACUUCCAAAUGAUCAAACUGUCGAACUUUUCCUCUCUCUACCACAAGAGCAAGGCUACGCGAUUCGAUCGAAGCUGUUGGAGGCAUUAGGUUCCGAAUCUACAAAUGCUGUACGAAACAAAAUUGGAGACGCCGUUGCUGAGAUUGCAAGAGAAUAUUCCGAUAGCAAAUCACAAUGGCCCGAAAUUUUGGGUGUUCUCUUCACUUUAAGUAUAUCCAAGGAAGUUGGACAACGAGAAAUUGCAUAUAGAAUAUUCUCGACAACUCCUGGGAUUAUAGAGAAGCAGCACGAAGAUACUGUACUUUCAGCAUUCACCAAAGGAUUCAAAGAUGAGGAUGUCUCGGUCCGACUCGCAGCUAUGGAAGCCUUUGCGUCGUUUUUCAGAAGCAUCAAUAAGAAGAGUCAGCAAAAAUACUAUGCUCUGAUCCCCGAAGUCCUAAAUAUUCUACCUCCUCUUAAGGAGAAGCAAGAAUCAGAGGAGCUGACUCGAGCUUUGGUUUCUCUUAUCGACCUUGCUGAAGUUGCGCCUAAGAUGUUCCGACCACUCUUCCACAACUUGGUAGCCUUUAGCGUUUCAGUCAUUCAAGACAAAGAGCUCACGGACCAAGCACGCCAGAACGCUCUUGAAUUGAUGGCAACCUUUGCGGACUACGCGCCAGCCAUGGUCAAGAAAGAUGCCACGUAUACCAGCGACAUGAUCACCCAGUGUUUAAGUCUGAUGACUGACAUUGGCGUCGACGAUGACGAUGCUUCCGAGUGGAAUGCUUCUGAUGAUAUGGAUCCUGAAGAGAGCGAUCUUAACCACGUUGCGGGCGAGCAAUGCAUGGACAGAUUGGCCAACAAACUUGGGGGCUCGACUAUUCUUGCACCAACCUUCAGCUGGCUUCCUAGGAUGAUGAAUUCCGAGCAAUGGCGAGAUCGUCAUGCAGCUUUGAUGGCUAUCUCAGCAAUCUCCGAAGGUUGCAGAGACUUGAUGGUUGGUGAACUCAAUCAGGUCUUAGAACUCGUUGUUCCAGCACUCCGCGACCCUCACCCACGAGUCAGAUGGGCUGGCUGCAACGCGCUUGGCCAAAUGAGCACUGACUUCGCCGGCACUAUGCAAGAGAAGUAUCACUCAGUUGUGCUCCCAGCAAUUGUUCCAGUUCUCGACUCACCAGAACCUCGAGUUCAAGCACAUGCAGCUGCUGCUCUUGUCAACUUUUGCGAAGAAGCUGAAAAGAACAUCUUGGAACCAUAUCUGGACGAUCUUCUCACGCAUCUCUUUCAAUUACUUCAAAGCCCGAAGCGUUAUGUCCAAGAACAAGCCCUUUCUACAAUCGCUACUAUUGCCGAUUCUGCUGAAGCUGCCUUUUCGAAGUACUAUGACACUUUAAUGCCUCUACUAUUCUCAGUCCUGCAACAAGAGAACACCAAGGAGCUACGACUUCUCCGGGCUAAGGCAAUGGAAUGCGCGACACUGAUUGCCCUAGCAGUCGGAAAGGAGAGACUCGGAAACGAUGCUAUGAACUUGGUACAACUCCUGGCUACCAUUCAACAGAGCAUCACAGACCCUGAUGAUCCUCAAGCACAAUAUCUCAUGCACUGCUGGGGCCGUAUGUGCAGAGUCCUUGGUGCUGAUUUCCUUCCCUUCCUUCCAGCCGUUAUGCCACCUCUCAUGGAAUUGGCUAGCGCGAAAGCUGAUAUCCAACUCUUGGACGACGAGGAACAAGUCGAACAGGUUCAGCAAGAGGAGGGCUGGGAACUCGUACCUCUCAAAGGAAAAGUUAUCGGAAUCAAGACAAGCACUCUCGAUGACAAGCACAUGGCUAUCGAGCUUCUCGUGGUCUAUGCUCAAGUACUCGAGGGUGCCUUUGCACCAUACGUUGCGGAAGUGAUGGAAAAGAUCGCAUUGCCAGGUCUCGCAUUCUUCUUCCAUGAUCCUGUGCGUGUGGUGUCGGCGAAGUGUGUACCCCAGCUCUUGAAUUCAUACAAGAAGGCUUUUGGGAACCCCUCGGAACAGCUCGCAGGUCUUUGGAACGGCACCAUUGAGAAGUUGUUAGAGGUUCUUAGUGCCGAGCCAGCCAUUGACACUCUCGCAGAGAUGUAUCAAUGCUUCUAUGAAUCCGUGGAAGUGAUGGGCAAGAACUGCCUCUCACAACAACAUAUGGAGACAUUCAUCGACUCAGCAACUUCCGCUCUCGAAGACUACAAGGACCGUGUGGCCGCCAGAGCAGAAGAGAGAGAAGAGGGUGGCCAAGAAGAAGGAGAGGAAGAGUCUGAGGAUAUGCUCUUUGCCAUUGAAGAUGACCAAACCCUGUUGUCGGAUAUGAAUAAGGCCUAUCACUGCAUCUUCAAGAAUCACGGCGUGUCGUUUCUCCCAUCUUGGGAACGCCUUCAUGCCACUUACGAGCAAUUCCUCAAGAGCCAAGACCCGACUCAGCGACAAUGGGGCUUAUGUAUUAUGGACGACGUUCUCGAGUUCUGUGGCGAGGAGAGCUGGAAGUACAAUAGCUAUAUCAUCGAGCCUCUUGUGGCCGGAUGUAGAGACCCAGCUCCCGCGAAUCGUCAAGCAGCUGCGUACGGAAUAGGUGUCGCUGCACACAAGGGUGGACCACAAUGGUCGCAAUUCCUUGGACCAGCAACAGAGCUCCUCUUCCAAGUUACACAAUUCCCAAAUGCACGAGGAGAUGACGAUGUCUACGCAACUGAGAAUGCAUGUGCAGCAAUUGCUAAGGUGUUGCACUACAAUCCAGCGAGCGUACCUAAUCAACAACAAGUCAUUGUGCAAUGGCUUGAUACUCUACCGGUUGUGAACGAUGAGGAGGCGGCUCCAUAUGCCUACGCCUAUCUUGCGCAGCUCAUCGAUCAACAAAAUCCAGCCGUGGUGUCCCAAGCUGGCAAGGUGUUCAUCUUCAUUGCUCAAGCUCUGGAGGCCGAGACUUUACAAGGCCAGACGGCAACUCGAAUCGUGGCCGCUGGUAAGGCGCUGCUCCAGGGUGCGGGUCUCGAUCCAGCUGCGCUGCUGCAACAACUCUCCCCAGAGACACAGCAGACCGUUCGUGCCUAUUUCGGUUGAUUGGAUCUACACGAGCGUGAACCAGGAGGGCAUUGCAGGAAGGAUGAGAGCGGGACAGGGUGGCACUUUCGGGAAAUGGGCGGGACGGCACAAUACAAGAUUGAUGAUAGAAUGAUCCGAUUUGAUACCACAGUCACACAGGCCUUCGUUUUUUCCUUUGUUUUCUGGAG
Mollisia scopiformis is the source of this 3632-nucleotide messenger RNA. Its product is annotated as ARM repeat-containing protein. Gene Ontology annotation, molecular function: small GTPase binding; nuclear import signal receptor activity. Gene Ontology annotation, biological process: protein import into nucleus. NCBI's taxonomy places the organism in Eukaryota, Fungi, Ascomycota, Leotiomycetes, Helotiales, Mollisiaceae. The transcript is spliced from 7 exons. Gene Ontology annotation, cellular component: nucleus; cytoplasm. Bases 172 to 3462 code for a protein of 1096 amino acids. The record is from RefSeq and is a predicted model, not a curated record.